CCCUCGAUGUCACGUGUUAUAGAAACAUGGCUGCCGCCUUAGAACGGGAGGCAGAUGAAUAUACUUCAAAAAACAGCAUGUCUUCAAUGAAAGUUUUGUCUGCAGCUUCCCCUCUCACUCUGAGAAUAAUUGCUGAAUGUCCAGUGACAAAAGCAAGAGCGUGUGAUCUCAUGCUGCCACACUCUAAAGUCAGCACUCCGGUUUUUAUGCCUGUCGGCACACAGGGGACCCUGAAGGGGAUCACUAUGGAUCAACUGGAGAGUCUUGGAUGUCAGAUUUGCCUCGGAAACACAUACCAUCUUGGCAUGAGGCCGGGCCCUGAUUUGAUCGAGAAAGCAAAUGGUUUACAUACGUUCAUGAACUGGAAGAGAAAUCUUUUAACUGAUAGUGGGGGAUUUCAGAUGGUGUCUCUUGUUGAACUCUCAGAGGUUACUGAAGAAGGAGUCAAGUUCAAGUCUCCCUAUGAUGACAAAGAGAUCUUGCUAAGUCCAGAGAAGUCCAUCAGUAUACAGAACAGUCUGGGGUCAGACAUCAUGAUGCAGUUGGAUGAUGUGGUCAGCAGUACUGUGAAGGGACCACGGGUAGAGGAAGCCAUGCACAGGUCCAUUCGUUGGCUUGAUCGCUGCAUAGCGGCAAAUAAAAAUCCAGACAAACAAAAUCUUUUUGCUAUAAUCCAAGGAGGACUUAAUGCGGACCUGCGCAAGGCCUGUCUAGAUGAAAUGACUCAACGAGAUGUCCCUGGUUUCGCUAUUGGAGGUUUAAGUGGAGGGGAGGAGAAGGAUGAUUUCUGGCGAAUGGUUACUCUCAGCACUGACCACUUGCCACGAGAGAAGCCUCGCUACCUAAUGGGUGUUGGGUAUGCUGUGGAUUUGGUGGUUUGUGUCGCUUUGGGGUGUGAUAUGUUUGACUGUGUCUUCCCAACGCGUACUGCAAGGUUUGGUUCUGCUUUGGUACCUUGGGGAUCUCUCCAGGUGAAACAGAAGCAGUAUUCCAAGGACUUCCAGCCAAUAGACCCAGACUGCCAGUGUCCCACAUGCAAGAGACAUAGCCGGGCCUACCUACACGCUCUGUUUAAGAGUGACACUGCAGCCAUGCAUCAUAUUACCAUCCACAACAUUGCCUACCAGCUCACCCUGAUGCGAUCUUUGAGACAGAGCAUCAUUGAAGGACGUUUUCCUGAGUUUAUACGGACAUUCAUGAAGCAAAUGUUUCCAUCUUCUGAUCAGUACCCCAGCUGGGCGGUGGAAGCUUUAUCUUCUGUCAACGUGACUUUGGACUAAAGCUUCAAGGGCAACUAAAUGGAGGAGAGUGUCAAAUAGAGACUAAAUGAUUUUAUAUCUUUUUAAAUGACCUUUUUUAUGGAUGAUUGUUUUCUACUCUUUGUUGUUUGAAUUUGUUAUGCGGUGAGGAAAUCUGAUGUGACAAAGCCUUAUUGUCAUUUAAAAAACAACCUGCUUUAAUUGUCCUCACAGUUCACAUUUUGAUGUUAGGUUAAAUGGUGUUUAUAUGAGGUAUAAAACUCAUAAACCAUCUCUGCUGAUAUGCUCUGGCAUUUUUUUGCCGUUACCAUAGUUACAAAGCUAUACCCACCCCCCUUGGAAUGUUUUUGCUUUGUUGUGAGCCUCAUAUUUUUGUGCCCAACCAUAUUACAGGGGGUAUUUUUUAUUGAUGAUAAAACCAUAUUGAUCUGUUUUAGUGCUUUAACCUGCAUGCUUGCAUUUUUUUUUUUUUUUUUUUGUUUUGUUAACUCACAAUCUACUCUGAUAAAGAAACUUCUUUUCA
Melanotaenia boesemani (Boeseman's rainbowfish) is the source of this 1782-nucleotide messenger RNA. It is a transcript of the gene qtrt1, whose product is annotated as queuine tRNA-ribosyltransferase 1. The coding region runs from base 27 to 1280 and encodes 417 amino acids. The record is from RefSeq and is a predicted model, not a curated record. The transcript has 9 exons. Lineage: Eukaryota; Metazoa; Chordata; Actinopteri; Atheriniformes; Melanotaeniidae. Gene Ontology annotation, molecular function: tRNA-guanosine(34) queuine transglycosylase activity. Gene Ontology annotation, cellular component: cytosol.